AUGCCGCAGCAAGUCCCCACCGCCUCCCACCUCUCCGACCUCUUCAGCCUAAAGGGCAAAGUCGUCGUAAUUACCGGCGCUUCCGGCCCCCGAGGCAUGGGCAUCGAAGCAGCGCGCGGGUGCGCUGAGAUGGGCGCCAAUGUCGCAAUUACCUACGCCUCACGCCCAGAAGGAGGCGAGAAGAACGCCGCCGAGCUAGCGCGCGACUACGGCGUCAAAGCCAAGGCUUAUAAGUGCGACGUCGGCGACUUCAAGAGCGUUGAGAAGCUAGUACAGGACGUGAUUGCCGAGUUCGGGCAAAUCGAUGCUUUCAUUGCAAAUGCCGGCCGGACUGCGUCCGCGGGCGUUCUUGAUGGUUCUGUUAAGGACUGGGAGGAGGUCGUGCAGACGGAUUUGAACGGGACAUUCCACUGCGCGAAGGCGGUAGGACCGCACUUUAAGCAGCGUGGGAAGGGGUCCCUUGUUAUCACUGCUAGUAUGAGCGGGCACAUUGCCAACUACCCGCAAGAGCAGACUAGCUACAAUGUUGCGAAGGCGGGCUGCAUUCAUAUGGCGCGGUCGCUGGCGAACGAGUGGAGGGACUUUGCGCGCGUCAACUCUAUUUCGCCCGGUUAUAUUGAUACCGGUCUGAGUGACUUUGUCGACAAAAAGACGCAGGAUCUGUGGCUGAGUAUGAUUCCUAUGGGGCGCCAUGGUGAUGCGAAGGAGCUUAAGGGAGCGUAUGUUUACCUGGUCAGCGAUGCGAGUACGUACACCACUGGUGCGGAUCUGGUUAUUGAUGGCGGUUACACCUGCCGAUAA
This is a messenger RNA of Aspergillus nidulans FGSC A4, 801 nucleotides long. Its product is annotated as SDR family oxidoreductase. The transcript has a single exon. The record is from RefSeq and is a predicted model, not a curated record. Gene Ontology annotation, molecular function: oxidoreductase activity, acting on the CH-OH group of donors, NAD or NADP as acceptor. NCBI's taxonomy places the organism in Eukaryota, Fungi, Ascomycota, Eurotiomycetes, Eurotiales, Aspergillaceae. The coding region runs from base 1 to 801 and encodes 266 amino acids.